AUGGACCACGCCAUUCCCUGCAACCCCUGCAUUCCUCUCUACCGGAAACCCACGCUCCAUCGCCACGUCACCUUGCCGAGCAGCACCUCACACCACUCCAAUACAACGAAAUGGCGCCGUUAUACGACGACGUCGGAGCUCCAAAUGCCGGUGGAAAUAAACGACCGGAGGAGUAGCGACUCAGCUUCAGUUCCGACGCACAAGGUGACCGUCCACGACCGACAACGCGGCGUCGUCCACGAGUUCUUCGUCCCUGAGGAUCAGUACAUAUUGCACACUGCUGAGGCGCAGGACAUCAGUCUUCCAUUCGCGUGCCGGCACGGUUGUUGUACUAGUUGUGCUGUACGUGUGAAGUCUGGAAAACUUAACCAGCCUCAGGCACUAGGGAUCUCUGCCGAAUUGAAAUCACAGGGCUAUGCACUUCUUUGUGUGGGAUUUCCAUCAUCAGAUCUUGAAGUGGAAACACAAGAUGAGGAUGAGGUAUACUGGCUUCAAUUCGGGAGAUAUUUUGCACGGGGUCCUAUUGAAAGAGAUGAUUAUGCAUUGGAGUUGGCACUGGGUGACGAAUAAGCAAGGUAGAGUAUUUGAUUUUGGAGAUAGGAUCUACUGAGUAAACUAUGCACAUCUGUAUGUUGUAUUCUUGCCCUACAGUUUCCUUUACAUUGAGUGUACAUCCAUGUUGGUUGGCUAGUGGAUUGGACAAAUAAUUUUAACUAUGUUUGAAUUGUCAUGGUUGUUUAGUUUGGAUCAAACAAGGCUCUGUGUGGCUUGAGUCAGUUCUCCAAGAUGACCUCUUUGUAAUCAUAUCUUGCGCAAUAUAAUCUACUUUUCAGAUUGAGAAAGAG
This is a messenger RNA of Fragaria vesca subsp. vesca, 845 nucleotides long. Its product is annotated as ferredoxin-1-like. Gene Ontology annotation, molecular function: iron-sulfur cluster binding. The record is from RefSeq and is a predicted model, not a curated record. The transcript has 6 exons. The coding region runs from base 1 to 570 and encodes 189 amino acids. Lineage: Eukaryota; Viridiplantae; Streptophyta; Magnoliopsida; Rosales; Rosaceae.